AUUAUUUUUUUGGAAAGGAUCUUAUUGUCCUUUCAGAACAUAAAAUUGACAGAAAUCUAGAUUAAACAUUAUCGAUCGAUGGUCUAAUUUAAUUUAAACUUUCACCGGCCUAACGAAAACUUAGGAGAGAAAAUCAUCCAAACAUGUAUGGAGUCCUCUUUUUUUUGCUAACUCCAUUUCUUAAUCUCACCCGAUUCUGCACUUCCACUGACACCAUAUCCCUAAACCAAUCUAUCAGAGACAACUAUGGAGACAAAUUAGUCUCUAGCGGAGAAUUCUUUGUGCUCGGGUUCUUCAGUCCCGGCAAUUCCAACAAACGAUACAUCGGAAUUUGGUACCAUAAAGUUCAAGAACAAACUAUUGUUUGGGUUGCAAAUAGAGAUAAUCCGAUCAAUGACACCUCCGGAGUUCUCUCCAUUGACAAAACCGGAAACCUCGUAGUACAUAAUGGAAAUGAUAGCUUCCCCCUCUGGUCGACGAAUGUCUCGGUGGCAGCUCCUGCCAGCAUUUGUUCAGCUCAACUUUUGGAUUCAGGGAAUUUGGUUUUGCUACAGGGCGAUGAUGGCAAAAGGGUUGUUGCAUGGCAAAGCUUUGAUUAUCCAACAGAUACUAUGCUUCCUUUCAUGAAAAUAGGGAUGGACCGGAGGACAGGUCUGAACCGGUUCCUAACGGCCUGGAAGUCACCUGAUGACCCGAGAAUUGGAGAGUGUUCUCUCAAGAUGGACCUUAGUGGGUCCCCACAAUUGCUCUUGUCCAAGGGUUCCAUUUGGUUAUGGCGAACCGGUCCAUGGAAUGGGCUUAAAUGGAGUGGUGUUUCGGAGAUGCCGACAUCUAAUUUCAUCUUUAAUGUCAGUUAUAUUGACAAUCAUGAUGAGGUCUCCCUACUUUACAAUUUAUUUAAUACCUCAAUUUUCUCAAGAAUGGUCGUGAACGAGUUCGGGAUCGUGCAAAGGCUUACAUGGCUAGAGGGAAACCGUAGAUGGGUCGAGAUCUGGUCGGCCCCCAAGGAUCGGUGCGACUCUUAUAAUUCAUGUGGUUCAUAUGGUAAUUGUAACCCACGUGAUGACGGGGAGUUCAAAUGCACAUGCUUACCUGGUUUUGAGCCCAAGGUGGCACGUGAUUGGUCCUUGAGGGUUGCAUCAGGCGGAUGUGUGAGGAAGCGCAAGGGACAAGUUUGUGGCAAUGGAGAGGGGUUUGUGCGGAUGACACAUUCUAACAUUCCCUAUGCAACAAUGACACAUGUGAAUAUAAGUUCGAAUUUGAAAGAGUGCGAGGAGGUGUGCUUGAAAGACUGUUCCUGUAGUGGUUACACGAGUGUAGACAUAAGAGGAGGAGGAGGAGGAGGGAGUGGGUGUGUCACUUGGCACAAUCAGUUGAUAGAUACAAGAGUGUUUUCAGAUGGGGGCCAAGAUAUAUACAUUCGAGUUGAUGCAGUUGAAUUAGCUCAAUAUUCCAAGUCAAAAGGCAAUCAUGGCAAGAAGUUGAAGGUGGCCAUUGUGGUAGUGUCAGUUGCUGUAGUGUCAUUUCUCAUAAUCUUCUUGGCAUAUUGGUUUGUAAUGAAGAAGAGUAAAGGAAAAAGGGGAAUGGGAAACUUGUCAUUUAGUGAAAAUGAGCUUGUUGAAAGUGAAACAAGUACAGAUUUACCAUUCUUUGAUUUGAGAACCAUUGUAGCUGCCACAGACAAUUUCUCUUCUGCUAACAGGCUUGGACAAGGUGGUUUUGGCACGGUUUAUAAGGGCCGGCUACAUAAUGGACAAGAAAUAGCUGUGAAAAGACUAUCAAAAAAUUCGGGACAAGGGAUAAGGGAAUUUAAGAAUGAAGUUACGCUGAUUGCGAAACUCCAGCACAGGAAUCUUGUUAAACUUGUAGGAUGUUGCAUUCAACAAGAGGAGAACAUGUUAAUCUAUGAAUACUUGCCAAACAAAAGCUUGGACUCGUUUAUCUUUGGUACAUAUGUGUUUUUCCUACAACUUUCAUUUGGCUCAUCUUUUAGGAUGCUGCAUUCAACAAGAGGAGAAAAUUGCAAUCUAUAUGAAGCUAAAAGGUCAUCAAUGGGCUGGGAAAAACUGUUUGAUAUCAUUUUAGGAAUUGCUCGAGGAAUGUUAUAUCUUCAUCAAGAUUCGAGAUUACGAAUCAUCCACAGGGAUCUAAAAGCCAGCAAUGUUUUACUAGAUGCUGCAAUGAACCCAAAAAUAUCAGAUUUUGGAUUGGCUAGAAUUUUUGGAGGGGACCAAAUUGAAGCAAAUACCAAUAGAGUGGUUGGAACAUAUGGUUAUAUGUCACCCGAGUAUGCAAUGAAAGGAUUAUUUUCAAUAAAAUCUGAUGUUUUCAGUUUUGGGGUCGUAGUAUUAGAGAUCAUUUGUGGCAGGAAAAACAGCAGUUAUGAUCAAGAGAACUUUCAGAAUCUAAUUGGACAUGUUUGGGACCUUUGGGGAAAAGGAGAAUCCUUGGGCAUAGUUGAUUCAUCAUUAGGUGGGUCAUAUCAAACUCAUCAAGUUCUUAGAUGCAUUCACAUUGCGCUUUUGUGUGUGCAAGAACACGCCAAUGAUCGGCCAACCAUGUCAGCAGUUGUUAUUAUGUUGUGCAAUGAAACUUCUCUUCCUCUGCCUAAACAGCCUGCAUUUAUUUCUAGAAGUUCCAAUAAUGGUCCAGACUCAUCAUUGGCUGAUGUUGGAGCCUGUUCCAUAAAUGAUAUUACAGAUACUAUGGUUGAGGGUCGCUGAAAUCUUUAACUAUCACAUAUUGUACCUUAGUCUGCCAUUGCUAGUCGUCCUAUACACGCUGACUAACAUUAUAUUUCCCCUUGACUUUUGGAUGUUAGCUCAAUAUCUCAAAAUGUUGUGUUGUGGUAUUAUUUUGUUUAUUAGAGCAUUUAGUGUAUUUUCUCACA
Molecule: messenger RNA, 2890 nt
Organism: Cornus florida
Lineage: Eukaryota; Viridiplantae; Streptophyta; Magnoliopsida; Cornales; Cornaceae
Product: G-type lectin S-receptor-like serine/threonine-protein kinase At1g11410
Exons: 7
Coding region: 144-2723 (859 amino acids)
Biological process (GO): recognition of pollen; protein phosphorylation
Molecular function (GO): protein serine/threonine kinase activity; ATP binding
Source: RefSeq, a predicted model, not a curated record